GCAGCAUUGGGACACCGUCAGUUCCCAGGUCAGUCAGAAGGAGAAAACGGGGUACUUGGGUCGUCGGCUGGUGGGGUUGAGGAAGUUCCAGAAGCACCAGGUCAUGAUGGGCAUUGCGAUGUAGUUGUUGAGCACCAGCGCCAGCGUCAGGUUGACCAGUAUGUGCAGCGGGGUGUUGUCCCAGUGAGCGUGGAGCGGCCCGAUAAACAUGCCCACCAGCACUACUAUCGGGUACAGCCCCAAAAACGACACCAGAAUCGUCUUCCACCUGCAUGUGAUGUGUCCACACACACCAAUCCGACCCAAGUUUCUCGUGUUGCGCCUCCUUCCCUCUCUCUGGCUGAGCUGACCUGGGUGUGGAUUUGGGUGCCAUGAUGGGGAAGACGAACCAGUCCUCGUGCGACACCUCCACAGUCUCUGACUCGCAGUACUGACGCACCACCUCAAGGAAGGCACGCAGCUCCUCUGACUCCUCCCAACUGAAGCAAUCAAUAAACGGACGGGAUGGGUGGGCGGAUGGGUGGUCAGGUGAGGUGAAUGAAUGGAUGGACACGCAGGCAGGACGUGCACUGCACUGCACUGCACUGCACUGCAACGCCUGGUUGACAUGCUCUGCUGUGCUGUGCCUACACUUUGAAGGCCUGAAGGCCCUGAAACUUGAUGAUGAUGACGUACUCGGGCUGGCCGGUCGUGUGUGGACACACCACAGUGAAACCUGACACACACACACACACACGCACACGCGCCUCAUUGGGGAAUGAGUGUGCUGCCGGCUUGCCGCUGCGCAUCGGACACACCUGCGUAUCCUGGGAAUCGUGACAUAGUGUGCCUGCAGUCGAUGAGGGCCCGCCUGAACUGCUGCUCCCAUCCUGGUUUGACCACUCGCGAGAUCACCUUGGUCACCAAUCCCUCGUAAGCAUCCUGCAGACAGACACACAAGGCAAACAAACACGACAACCAGUGACAUGCUCCGCCUGCCCUGCUGUCUCCUGUAUCUUCACCCCAUGACUGCAGACAACGUCUUCUUACCUUUGACACGAAGUCCUCCUUCACUGUCAACUGCUGAAGGUCGCCGUCUUGGCUCUCUUUUGACUCGUUCUCGCCAGAGGUGUCAUCGUGCGGUGUGGUGCUGCCAGUGGGUGCUAUCUUCCGGCCUCCCAGCGCCGGAGAGCUCGGUUGAGUCGACUCCGACCUCACGUCGAUUGGUUUCUUCGCAAGUGAAGCACCCAUUCUUAGUCACCAGACUUCCGCUCGGCGAUGCCUUCGACAACCACGCUUUUCCUUUCACCCUGCC
Vitrella brassicaformis is the source of this 1294-nucleotide messenger RNA. NCBI's taxonomy places the organism in Eukaryota, Vitrellaceae. The record is from the annotation of a GenBank genome assembly.